Messenger RNA from Fopius arisanus, 815 nucleotides. RefSeq lists its product as uncharacterized. Lineage: Eukaryota; Metazoa; Arthropoda; Insecta; Hymenoptera; Braconidae. The transcript is spliced from 3 exons. The record is from RefSeq and is a predicted model, not a curated record. Bases 356 to 616 code for a protein of 86 amino acids.
UCAUCGAAUGGCUCGCAACGCGGGAAAAUCAUUCAAAUAAUAAUCACCACAACGUAUUCAACGAUACGAAAAGUUAAAAACAAAUCUAUCCCUCAGCAAAAUAAAACGCGUAAAAAGGAUAAUAUCACUUUUUAUUUUUAAAUCUCCCACUUGACUCGAUAUAUUCUCUUUCUCCGUCAACCCCUCCCGUUUACCUCUUGUACAACGGUUGUUACUCGUCCCGCUCUUUCUUUACCCGCACUUGUAAUACCAGAACAGAACAGUUAACAACCAACACUUUACACCAACUGAGGUUUUCCCUCCUUUAGUUACUUUAUUUUAUUUUUACUCAUCACCUCGCGGAUACAUCAGCGCCAUGAGACUCAUUGCCAUAAUUGUCAUUGCUCUCGCCAUCGUGUCAGGUGCAUUGGCACAGGAUUAUAGUCAGUUAUUCGCGGGCUUUGGACCCUACCUCCGUGCAUCAUCACCAAUGAGAGAUCCACGCUCCAAUCGAGGUCCUGUGCUUUUCCCAGUGGGACCACCUGGCAAUCCAGCUGAUACCAGUGGUGUGAUUGUUGGUGCCAGUGGUUUUGGAUUCGUGCCACCCAACUCAGGUAAAGGAAAUGCUGGUCGAUAACGAUUUGACUCUAGUUAUCGGCUUCAACGACGAUUUGGAAUUGAAAAUGGUGUCUGUCCUUUGCACUUCAUGUAUAUAGAGAAUCUGAAUGAUGAUCAGAUGUCUAGAUUAGCACAAAUUAUCAUCUCCAUCAGUCCUUUAGUUAUCCAUCACCAUCCACCGACAGAGUUAUCACAAUAAACUAUUUAUGUGUCACGUA